AUGCCAUUUGUGGCACUUCCCUCUCCUGAUGCACUCACUGUGCUCGUGAAGCUUACAUCUGACCCAAACAAUAUUGCAUACAUCAUUUCCAGUCAGGACCAGGCAUUCCUUGAGGAACAUCUAGGGCACUUCCUGUGCCUUGGGAUGAGCAUGGAGCAUGGUAGAUUCAUCCAUUCACCUGACAGCACUGUGUGGAUGAAUUUCACUGCAAGUUUGGACAUGGGAUGGAGGGAGGAAGUGGCGGAGAUUUUCAGGCAGUGCCAGGAUUUGUUAGAGAAUAAUGUGGUGUCCAAGAGCCCAAUCAAGAUGCUCAUGAGUAAGAAGAAUCUGGAAGUGAGGCCUAUUGCUGUGAACAAGGGUGAGAUCGUCAAGCAUAUAUUAUAUCAGAACCCUGGAGUUGAGUUCAUCUUCUGUGCUGGUGACAACAAGACCAAUGAAGACAUGUUCUGCGCCCUGCUCCUCUUCUCACCUUCCUCAAUUGGUAAAGUCACAAUGGAGCCCCCACUGUUGGUGAUGCUCAUUGACGACACUGCCAAGGAGUACAGUGAUGUAGAGCUCAUGGUGUCUCCAGAAGCUGUUUUUAUGACUGCUGUUGGACAUAGUAGCAAAUGA
Suillus subaureus is the source of this 612-nucleotide messenger RNA. RefSeq lists its product as uncharacterized. Bases 1 to 612 code for a protein of 203 amino acids. Gene Ontology annotation, biological process: trehalose biosynthetic process. The record is from RefSeq and is a predicted model, not a curated record. Gene Ontology annotation, molecular function: catalytic activity. Gene Ontology annotation, cellular component: alpha,alpha-trehalose-phosphate synthase complex (UDP-forming); cytosol. The transcript has 4 exons. NCBI's taxonomy places the organism in Eukaryota, Fungi, Basidiomycota, Agaricomycetes, Boletales, Suillaceae.